Solea solea (common sole) is the source of this 3689-nucleotide messenger RNA. Its product is annotated as up-regulator of cell proliferation-like. Gene Ontology annotation, molecular function: GTP binding. The coding region runs from base 125 to 3562 and encodes 1145 amino acids. The transcript has 4 exons. Lineage: Eukaryota; Metazoa; Chordata; Actinopteri; Pleuronectiformes; Soleidae. The record is from RefSeq and is a predicted model, not a curated record.
AGGAGGCAUUGGAGUGGCCUGGGUUCUUUCAGCAUCUGCAGACAGGGAGAAAUGUAGAACCACUUGGAACACUUGUCAAAAAGAGGUGUGGACUGAUCUGCUGUAAAAGAUAAGGAGGGUGCUGAUGUAUGAAGACAAACAUCAGACCACAUCUACAAUGGACACAUCAGCAGCCCUGAUGACAUUUCUGUCAAAAGUGGGACUGGAAAAUUCUUAUCCCAACAAGCUCACUCGUCAACUUCUCUUGGAGAUCAACAGAAACAGCAUAUAUGAUGAACCUGGCGAAUCAGUGAAAACCCUGCCAUGGCGUUUUCUACGACAACUCUACGGAGUGAAUGCAAAAUGCAGAAACUGUAGACAUGUAUCAAGUGCUAGUGAUGAUGAUUUCCUUCAGCUGGACGAUUACUCUGCAGAUGACUCUGCAGAAUGUAACGCUGUUAACCCUCUUGACCUCAUACUAGCACUCUUCCUUUGUGCCGACAGCUUCUUGCAGCAGGAAAUGGCGCUAAAAAUGUCAAUGUGCCAGUUCUCUCUCCCACUGCUGUUGCCCCAUGGCAAUAAUAGUCAGCGCACCCUGAUGCUCUGGGCUCUAAGAGACAUUGUUAAAGAAUGGUGUCCACAUGAUUUGUCUCAGUCAAAAGGGUUUGUGGAAGAGAACAUUGUCCAAGCAAAUAUUCCACUGUUUUCCUUUGUGAGGCUGAAGAACUGUAGUUGGUCAAAGUCCCAGCUUUUGAAUCAUGUUCUCAGCCGUGGCCAACAGAAAUGCAAUAUCUUCACACACAGAGAAAUGGAAGGAGGAGCAGUAAAGAGAGAAAUUGCAAAUGGACUUGUUGAGGUUUGCUGGUACCUCCCCUGUGGUAGUGAAAGUCUUGAUAUUUUUCCAAAUCCAGCUACAUUCACAAAUCUGCGGGGAGAAAUUUGUGAGUCACUCAAAGAAUUCAGGUUUCUCUUUCAAGUAUCAACUGUGAUCUUUGUCUGUCUAGACAGAGUUGAUGAAGACGAACUCAGAAUUCUGACAUCUCUUCAAGAUGUGAAAUCCAAACUCUUCUUAGUUGUUAAUCGCAAUGGAGAGAACAAAAGGGAGGAUAUGAUGUCAGUAAAGAAAUUGGUGGAAGAAUUAAAUUUACCAAACAACAGAGUGAGGAUAAAAGACCCAAAGCUAAAUGUUACAGAGUUCUCAAAAAAGCUUUGUGACGCCAUCAAGACAUUGCUGUUAGAUGUAAAUACAACAGUAAGCAUUGCAAAUAUGUUUGACAAAGCUGUUGAACUUGACAUAUCUGUGGAUGAGUGCAAAGGCAACAAACAGAAAGAAGCAGCUCAGCAGUUAGUAAAAGAAAUUGGUAACCAGCCCAUACCAGUCUACAAGAAACAGCACUUACCACUGCAAAUUGAUAAAUGGAAAAGACUAUCACAGUUAGAAAUGGACAAAUGGGGGCUGAAAGAAAAUAUGUCCCAGCUACUAGAAGAGGAAAAAAACAUUAGGAAGGUGCAAAAUGAGCACACAACAUCAACACACAUGGUAAUGUUUUCUGAGCAGUUGUCCAAAUGUAGCAGGGAAAAAAGGGACUUUUUUCUUAAGUGGCUGAGACUUGAGCUGAAUGCCCAUUCAAGAACAAAACUAUCUGAGUUGCGCAACCAAUUCAAGGAGCAAUGCAAGAACAAAGAUGUGAAGCUCAUAGCAGAGUUAGACCAAGCAUUGGUGGAUAGCUCUUUAGGAAUAGAGCAUUACAUGAGAGAGAUGGGACUGAUCUACGAGUUCUCCACUGACUCUAUCAGCUCACCAAUAGCUGCUGAUGAAAUAGCUCACCUCCCUGCUUUGGCUGCUGAAAUGUUGCUGGAUGGAUAUCCUUUAGAGCUCCUGGAUGGUGAUGCUUCCAACAUUCCAGAGAGAUGGGUGACAGAUGUGCUGAUGGAGCUUCACAAGAAGGUGGGACAGAAGAGCAGACUGUUGGUAUUGACUGUGUUGGGUGUCCAGAGUAGUGGGAAGUCCACACUCCUCAACACCAUGUUUGGUGUGCAGUUUCCUGUCAGCAGUGGCAGAUGCACGAGAGGAGCUUUCAUGCUCUUCCUCAAAGUUGGGGAAGAUUUGAAAAGUGAGUUACACUGUGAUUUCAUUGUCGUCAUUGACACAGAGGGUCUUAAGUCUCCUGAUUUGGCACAACUAGAGGACAGUUAUGAGCAUGACAACCAGCUGGCAACCUUUGUCAUUGGCUUGAGUGAUGUCACCAUUAUCAACAUUGCAAUGGAAAAUGCAACAGCAAUGAAAGAUGUCUUACAAAUUGCAAUUUACACACUAUUGAGACUGAAUAAAAGAGAAAAAAAGACAGUUUGCCAUUUUGUUCACCAAAAUGUCUCUGGUGUUUCAGCUCAUGCUAAAAUCAUGACUGAAAGAAAACAUCUCUUGGAUCAGCUCAAUGAAAUGACUCAGAUUGCAGCUGAAAUGGAAAGGCAGCAUUCAGUAAAGCAAUUCGCAGAUGUGCUGAACUAUGACAUAGAAAAGAAUAACUGGAACAUCCCUGGACUCUGGCAUGGAACCCCACCAAUGGCACCAGUAAACACAGGUUACAGUGAGGCUGUAGCACAUUUCAAGAAACAUCUUUUUCAAAUGGUAAUGAGUGACAAAUGCAAUGAAUUCCCAGAGAUCCCAGAGUUUCUAGUAUGGAUGAGAAGUCUCUGGAAGGCAGUAAAAUGUGAGAAUGUCAUGUUUAGUUUCAGGAACACUCUUGUGGCUCAUGCUUUUAACAACCUUUUCAAGGAAUACACUCAAUGGGAGUGGGAGUUCAGAAAAGAGAUUCUGUCCUGGCAGACAGAGACACAGUCAGAGAUUUUGAAUGUACACUAUCAGUCUGACACCCACACUUGGAUCAUGCUGGUUGAAUCGAAGAAAUCAGAGGCUUCUGAAAAAGUUGAAGCAGAAGAGAAAAAAAUGAAGGAAAGCCUCAACAACUACUACAGAAGGAAAGAAAAACAAGUACAUCUGAUUGAGAACUUCAUCAAAGAUAUUUUUCAAAGUAUCAGCAAUAUUGCAGAUGAAAUCAGACAUUCUCUGAACACCACAUUGGAUUUUUGCUUUACAUUGAAAAAACAAGUUCAAGAAAUUUACAGCAGAUUGCCAAUUGACAUAGAAAACAGGAAGAAGAGUCUCUUGAAAGACGUCCAACACUGUACACUCUCUGACAAACAACUGACAGAGAUGUUUGAAGAGAUGUGGGCUGGAGUCACCCAUCAGCAUGUGCAUGACAUUGAAAGCUUGCAAACGUUUGGAAAGGUUUCCUUUGAGGAUAAAAGUGACCAUCAGACAGACAGCAAAAAUGAUGAUCUGCAAAUAUUAGCAGAAACGAUCACUGAAUCUUGCACAAAGUUUGUCCUUGAUCAGGCAAAGUUGAACACACAUUCUGAUGAUGAAUUUACAGUUGAACUCCUUGCAAAAAUAGAUCAAGCCUUUCAAGAAAAUGGUAAAGGUUGGCAAAAUAAGUUUGAGAUUAACCUGAAACUUCACAUUUGUGGCAUUGCAGCAAGGGAAUUUCUUAAAAUGCAGGAAAACAGUCUGCAAUUUGAUUAGGAACUGCUGGAGCAGUUGGAGAGACAGAAAACUCAGUAUCGGUCAGACUUUCUUGUUCUGUACAAGAAGAGCUAUUGCUAGCAUGAAGCAACUGACUUUGUCCAGUAUUGUAUCAAACCUGUUAUGA